Podospora pseudopauciseta is the source of this 1687-nucleotide messenger RNA. It is a transcript of the gene COQ1, whose product is annotated as coq1 putative hexaprenyl diphosphate synthase. The record is from RefSeq and is a predicted model, not a curated record. Gene Ontology annotation, biological process: isoprenoid biosynthetic process; ubiquinone biosynthetic process. Bases 323 to 1687 code for a protein of 454 amino acids. Gene Ontology annotation, molecular function: prenyltransferase activity. NCBI's taxonomy places the organism in Eukaryota, Fungi, Ascomycota, Sordariomycetes, Sordariales, Podosporaceae. The transcript is spliced from 2 exons. Gene Ontology annotation, cellular component: transferase complex.
GCACCCGGUGGGUCCUCAGAGGCCACCAGCCACAACCACAAGCCGAGAACGCCACCUUCUUCAGAACCGGAUGCCAAAAAAUUAUCGGAAAGGAAGUUUUCGGGACCCACAUCACCGGCCUAAAGCAACUUGUGUGCGUAGAGAUCUUUCGUUCGUACGACAAGGCCGGAGAUCACGGCUUUCGGAGGAUACCUCGGCGUCGAAUUCCUCCCGGAUACGGCAGAUGACCACACAGUAAACCUACAGAGGUCAAUUGGAUAUCACAGAGGAGGAUUCGACCGGGAACGAGUGUGUGUGGGAAACAUCCCACCUCCAGAGAGAAAUGCAGGGGCCUACAAUGGUGCGCGGGGUCAGCCGGCUUCGCAUGUCAACAUUUUCGAGGGCGACGACGACAACAUGUUCCACCUGCCUCAGAUCCACAGCUCCCCUUGAUAGUAGGAUAGCUCAGUCCAGAGCUCCUUUCCACACCGGAAGACGAGACUCCUCCGCCUGGGCUGCCGCCGUCUCUGUCGCCGGCAACAUCGUCAACAAUGCGAUCACCCGCGCCACCAGAGGGGACAUGCCCUCCGUCGACCCCCUACGGAUCGUCGCCAAGGAGAUGAAGUUUCUCACAGGCAACAUCAGGAAACUCCUCGGGUCCGGCCACCCCUCCCUGGACAGAGCAGCAAAGUACUACACACAAGCCGAAGGCAAGCAUGUCCGGCCACUAAUAGUCCUGCUCAUGUCGCGCGCCACCUCCCUCUGCCCCAAAGCUCCCCAGAGGCAGCAGGCCACCCUCCAGGCCUCGAUGGGCAUCGACAGCUCCAUCUCCCCGCUUUCCGUCCUCUCCGACUUCAACCCUUCCGCGACAGCCGUUGCCCCCGAAGCCGAGACGAACGACCACCCCGACAUUCUCCCUUCGCAAAGGAGACUCGCCGAGAUCACCGAGCUGAUUCACACUGCUUCGCUGCUUCACGACGAUGUGAUUGAUCACUCUGAAUCCCGAAGAGGCUCACCAUCUGCCAACCUCGAGUUUGGCAACAAGAUGGCUGUCCUGGCAGGCGAUUUCCUUCUCGGGAGAGCGUCUGUGGCUCUUGCGAGGUUGCGUCAUGCCGAGGUUAUCGAGCUGUUGGCUACGGUCAUUGCCAACUUGGUGGAGGGCGAGUUCAUGCAGCUGAAGAACACUGCGCGCGACGAGCGCAACCCGCAAUGGUCUGAGGAGACUCUGACGUAUUACCUCCAGAAGACGUAUCUCAAGACUGCGUCGCUGAUCAGCAAGAGCUGUCGCGCGGCGGCGCUGCUUGGUGGAAGUGAUGCGGCGACGGUGGAUGCGGCGUAUGCCUAUGGGAAGAACCUGGGUUUGGCGUUCCAGCUGGUGGAUGAUAUGCUCGACUACACCAGGAGCGAGCAAGAACUCGGCAAGCCGGCGGGGGCGGAUUUGGAGCUGGGACUUGCGACGGCGCCUCUGCUGUUUGCGUGGAAGACGAUGCCAGAGCUCGGCGCGCUGGUUGGGAGGAAGUUUGAGAAGGAGGGUGAUGUUGUGAGGGCACGCGACCUGGUUGCGCAGAGUGAUGGUAUCGAGCAGACACGGGCGCUGGCCGAGGACUACGCACAGAAGGCCAUUGAUGCCAUCGCGCCGUUCCCAGACAGCGAGGCCAAGGAUGGCCUCAUCGAGAUGGCUGUCAAGACUCUGAAGCGGAAGAAAUAG